GGCCCGUUCCCCCGUAACGCGCCCUCGCUCUCUCCUCUUUUCCUCUCUCCUUCUCUUCACGACACAGAGAUGCCCUCGGCUACCAACAGCACUAUGGCGAACAGCAGCGGGAAAGCGGGCCCGGGUGGUGAAACUACCCCAGCGGCGGCGGCAGCAGCAGCGGCGGCCGCCCCGCAGCAAGCAUCGGGUGGCAGCAUCACCUCGGUGCAAACCGAGGCCAUGAAGCAGAUCCUGGGAGUGAUCGACAAAAAGCUGCGCAACCUAGAGAAGAAAAAGAGCAAACUUGAUGAUUACCAGGAACGAAUGAACAAGGGAGAACGUCUGAAUCAAGAUCAACUGGAUGCAGUCUCAAAAUACCAGGAAGUGACAAAUAAUCUGGAAUUUGCUAAAGAACUGCAGAGGAGUUUUAUGGCUCUGAGCCAAGACAUCCAGAAAACAAUUAAAAAGACAGCUCGCAGGGAGCAACUGAUGCGAGAAGAGGCUGAGCAGAAGCGUUUAAAGACUGUCCUAGAGCUACAGUUUAUUUUGGACAAGUUGGGUGAUGACGAAGUGCGCAAUGACUUGAAACAAGGAUCAAAUGGAGUACCAGUGCUGACAGAGGAGGAACUGACAAUGCUGGAUGAGUUUUACAAGCUAGUGUACCCUGAAAGAGACAUGAACAUGAGAUUGAAUGAGCAGUAUGAGCAAGCAUCUGUUCACCUGUGGGACUUACUGGAAGGGAAGGAAAAACCAAUUUGUGGAACAACCUAUAAAGCGCUGAAGGAGAUUGUUGAACGUAUUCUUCAAACUAGUUACUUUGAUAGCACCCAUAACCAUCAGAACGGGUUAUGUGAGGAAGAAGAGGCAGCACCUGCACCUGCAGUAGAAGACGCUGUAGCAGAAGCUGAACCUGAUCCAGCGGAAGAAUUUACUGAACCAACUGAAGUUGAAUCAACUGAGUAUGUAAACAGACAAUUCAUGGCAGAGACUCAGUUCAGCAGUAGUGAGAAGGAACAGGUAGAUGAGUGGACAGUUGAAACGGUUGAGGUCGUAAAUUCGCUGCAGCAACAGACACAAGCUACAUCUCCUCCAGUUCCUGAACCUCACACACUCACUACUGUGGCUCAAGCAGAUCCUCUUGUUAGAAGACAGCGAGUACAGGACCUUAUGGCGCAGAUGCAGGGGCCGUAUAACUUCAUGCAGGACUCUAUGCUGGAGUUUGAGAACCAAACACUUGAUCCUGCCAUUGUAUCUGCACAGCCCAUGAAUCCAGCACAAAAUUUGGAUAUGCCACAAAUGGUUUGCCCUCCAGUUCAUGCUGAGUCAAGACUUGCCCAGCCUAAUCAAGUUCCUGUGCAACCAGAAGCUACACAGGUUCCCUUGGUUUCUUCUACAAGUGAGGGAUAUACAGCCUCCCAACCCAUGUAUCAGCCUUCUCACACAACAGAGCAACGGCCACAGAAAGAAUCAAUUGACCAGAUUCAGGCUUCAAUGUCACUGAAUGCAGACCAGACCCCGUCAUCAUCAUCACUUCCCACUGUAUCCCAGCCACAGGUGUUCCCAGCUGGGUCUAGCAAGCCUUUGCAUAGCAGCGGAAUCAAUGUUAAUGCAGCUCCAUUCCAAUCCAUGCAAACAGUAUUCAACAUGAAUGCACCUGUUCCUCCUGUUAAUGAGCCAGAAACCCUUAAGCAGCAAAAUCAGUACCAGGCCAGUUAUAACCAGAGUUUCUCCAAUCAGCCUCACCAAGUAGAACAAUCAGAUCUUCAGCAAGAACAACUCCAGACAGUGGUUGGUACUUACCAUGGUUCCCCGGACCAGACUCAUCAAGUGGCGGGUAACCACCAGCAACCUCCCCAGCAGAAUACUGGAUUUCCACGUAACAGUCAGCCUUAUUAUAACAGUCGAGGAGUGUCUCGUGGUGGAUCACGUGGGGCUCGUGGCUUAAUGAACGGUUACAGGGGACCGGCAAAUGGAUUUAGAGGAGGAUAUGAUGGCUACCGUCCUUCCUUUUCCAACACUCCGAACAGUGGUUACACGCAGCCCCAAUUUAAUGCUCCUCGGGAUUAUUCAAACUACCAGCGGGAUGGAUAUCAACAGAAUUUCAAACGUGGCUCUGGACAAAGUGGACCUCGGGGAGCUCCUAGAGGUCGUGGAGGGCCCCCAAGACCAAACAGAGGGAUGCCUCAAAUGAAUGCUCAGCAAGUGAAUUAAACAAAUUCACGGGAUUACAUUAAACGCCAAAAACACACUGGCCAGUGUACUAUACAUGUUACCAGAAGAGUUAUUAUCUAUUUGUUCUCCCUUACAGGAAGUUUGUUGUAAAGGGACUAUUUUCAUUACCCAUAAUGACAGGACUACAGUUGCCAGCUUUAUAUUACCUGGAUAUUGAAAGGAACGAAUCAACGUUUACUCUGCAUGUUCUGUCCUAAGCGUCAUCUUGAGCCUUGCACAUGAGAUUCAGAUUCCUCACCCUUGCUAAGAGUAAAGCAAAAAAGGCAAUUUUCAGGGUGAUCCAAUCUCCAUGGUUAACUGAAGUGGCAGGAAAAAGCAAAGACUCACUUCUGACGUUUAAAAGUGAUGUAACAAAUUUGGAUAAAAUCUGCAAAUUCUUAAAAGAUUUACUGUGGUGGCAGUUGAUAAAACUUAAUGUUCCCAUGAAAGGAUGGAAAAAGUGAAGUGUGGCUUGGUAGAGCAACUGCAUUUCAGCUUUUUCUUACUAAAUUGAAGCACUGAACAGUUAAAGAUGCGUAGUAAUGCAUAUUUCCCUGAAUAGACAAAUAGGCUUAUAGCCAGUUUUUGACAAAGCAGCAGCACCCCUUAGCUGCGGCACUCCUCAUCACCAGGGCCCUGUUUACUGUGGCUAAGGAUUUAAGAUCGCUUGCAUAACUGCUAAUGUAAUUGUGUAAUUUUUAUUUUUUUUUUUAAACAAGAAGAAAA
Molecule: messenger RNA, 2916 nt
Organism: Haliaeetus leucocephalus (bald eagle)
Lineage: Eukaryota; Metazoa; Chordata; Aves; Accipitriformes; Accipitridae
Gene: CAPRIN1
Product: cell cycle associated protein 1
Exons: 18
Coding region: 70-2190 (706 amino acids)
Cellular component (GO): cytoplasm
Molecular function (GO): RNA binding
Source: RefSeq, a predicted model, not a curated record